AUGACAACAACUGUUUCUUUGAGUGCCAUGAGAAGUGCAUUUUUGCAAAUUACCGACACUGAGAAGAUUAGAGGUGCCCUACAAACCAGUGUGCUCAAAAAAGUGUGCCUAGGAAUUUCGGAUAAGUUUCAAUUUAGGCUUCAUCACUGGCCUUCCUUAAUGUGCCUUUGGUUUUUGUUCACUUUAAUUAUAACGUAUAGCAUAUCCGUAGGAAAGAAACAUGCAUACAAAAUUUUUCCGUACGUAAGCGAUACCGGAACGUACUCACCUGAAAGCUGUAUAUUUAGCCAACUUAUUAAUUUAGGAACGCUUAUAAUGCUUCUCAACAUGUACCUGCGAUAUCGACAAGUAGAGUUAGUAAGUGAGUUGCACGACACCGAUUGCUCCAAAUUAAAUAGGACGUCUAUGUGGUUAGCGAGCAUUGGAUGCCUGGGGAUGAGUAUUGUUGCCAAUUUCCAAAAAAUGAAUAUGCGAGGGAUACACUUUUUCGGCGCUGUAUUGGUGCUUGGUGGAGGAGUAUUGUAUACAAUUUAUCAAGCCCGUAUAUCAUACGCAUUCCGUAAUUUGGAAACAAAACCGAACUCCUGCGGAAUCGCCAGGAACACUGUAAUUGCCAGAAUUGUCAUAAGCGCUACUUGUGUGAUACUAUUUUUUAUAUUGAUCGGAUUUGGAUAUGCCUCCGAGAAAGAUUUUGAAGGUGAUUUAAUAUGGUGGACACCUGACGACUCUGGAUAUGUACCUCAUGUAAUUGCUACAAUUUCUGAGUGGAUAAUUAUUUUGCUAAUAUCGUUAUUUAUACUUUCCUAUACUAAGGAGUUUAAAGAAAUCAAGUUUACUGGUAUAGGAUUUGCGUUAUACUAAAUUAAUUAGGUACAUUGUUAAAUACCAAUCGAUAUAGCUAAUGGACAAUCAGACAUUAAAAUAUAGUAAAAUAUACUUUGACGUUGCAUAAUUAACAAAACUGUGAUGGUACCAUGUUUCUCAAGGAUAUAAUGAGGUAAAAGAGAAUUUGAUAAUCUCGAGCUCGGGGGUAAAAGCUGUAUUGAAUGUAAACCAACAUAAAACUUGCUGCCCGCCCAAAACUACCGAAAUGUGUGAGGUUUUUUGGUGAAUUAAAAAAUCUGUGAGUAAUAAGGAUUGAAUAAAUAACAUUCAUUGACAUGACUUGACGUUUCAAUUAAUUACAACCAAAUCUGCUUUUGUUUUAGUUUUAUCAUAUACCUGCAAUGCACCAAGGUAGGGAAAUCAAAUUAUUAGCUAAAAGAAUUGACGAUUAUAUGUAAUUAGAGAGUUGAGCACUUUUUCCUUUGAUGUUAUUUUGUGACAUUAUUCCGCCAGUUUCUUCGUUGCAUAGGCAAACAAGAACAACGUAAAUAUCUCACGUGAAAUUAAUUUAUAACAGGCUACAGUUACAUGUUUUCAU
Messenger RNA from Photinus pyralis (common eastern firefly), 1423 nucleotides. Its product is annotated as DNA damage-regulated autophagy modulator protein 2-like. The transcript is spliced from 5 exons. NCBI's taxonomy places the organism in Eukaryota, Metazoa, Arthropoda, Insecta, Coleoptera, Lampyridae. The record is from RefSeq and is a predicted model, not a curated record. The coding region runs from base 1 to 861 and encodes 286 amino acids.